AUGCGCCUAGAAGAAGAAAAAAAUACACUUGAUGAGGAGGACAGCGAGGAGGAUGACGAUUGGAUGGAAGAUUGGAUGGCUGAGUCAGCGUCUACAACGCCCUCCCAAUUAGGUCCUUCUGAUGAGGAGGAGGAGAUUGACGAGCUUUGGUGGUGGAGGAUAGAGAAUGAGCCAGAGGAGGAAGAGUAUAUGGACAGCUCUGACUAUGAAAGCGGGGUGGACAUGGCAUUCGAGGAAGAGGAGACAGAGGAGGAGGAGACAGAUGAGGAUGAGGAGACAGAGGACGACGACGAGGAGGAGAAGGAGAAGGAGGAGGAGAAGUACGACCUGAAGGAGGAUGUCGAGGAGGAUAAGGUUUUUGUGUAA
Messenger RNA from Strongylocentrotus purpuratus (purple sea urchin), 366 nucleotides. RefSeq names its product glutamic acid-rich protein-like. The transcript has 3 exons. Lineage: Eukaryota; Metazoa; Echinodermata; Echinoidea; Camarodonta; Strongylocentrotidae. Bases 1 to 366 code for a protein of 121 amino acids. The record is from RefSeq and is a predicted model, not a curated record.